GCCGUCCAAUGAGCUGCCUCCCCGCCCUCUACCCGUCUGCGUUCCCUGGGGUGGGGUGAGAAUUGCGGAAGCGGAACUGCGUCACCGAAACAAGAUGGCCGCGCCCACGGCGAUGCCCCGGCGGGAAGUGUGGAGCCGCACCAGGGAAAAGCUCAGGAGCUUCCCACACCUGAUGGCAGCGUGUGCCGCAGAGGCAUCAGCAUAUGGGAGGUGUGUGGCUGCAAAUACUCAGGGGAGCAAGGACCUCAGAAAGGACAAGUGUGCAAAUGAGUUUCAGGCGCUGAAGAACUGCUUUACAGUAAAUGCCAAAAAAGCAAGGUAAAAAGCAAGAUUGAUUUCUGCAAAGAAGUUCAUAGACCACUACUACACAAAAAGAACAACCCAGUUGGUUGUCAAGUAAGUUCCUACAGCUGGAGAACCAUGAUUAAGAGACAAAUGUACUGAAGAGAAGCAUGAACUCAACAGAACAAUAUAUUGUUUAUUUUCUUGGCUUGGUGCAUUUUGUGAAAGAUUUUCAAAUAUUAAGCAUUUUUUCAUGUUGCAUCCAAUAUUUGUAGAACAGCCAUGACUUAGGACAAAUGUGGUAUAUCUGUUCCUCAAUCCUAAAUACUGCUUUGGUACUGUGACUUCAGAUUUCUCACUUUUAAGUGUGUAACCUUACUGACCACAAUUGUUUAAAAUAAUGCUGCUAUAUGAAUGAGAAUUAAAUAGAUUGAGAUUUUGGUUUUAUUUAGCAAGUUAUUAUAUGACUAGCUGUUUGCUUAAUUAAAUGUUUCCAUAUUUUGUAUAAUUAAAUAAUAAAUGUCUUGAAUACAUUCUUGUGAAAUCAUGUAUAUUUUGAAAAUAUUUCAUGCAAGUCACAUUGAUUAUCUGCAUUUCCAUGAUUGGCUUAAAGAAUUCAUAGAAAAUCUUGUGACAAAUAUAUCACUUUUUACAGUACAUGCUUCUGCAUUAAUUUUCUGUAAACACAACUCUUUUUCAAGUUUUGUCCAUUCAUGUUGAACACUGUACGUUCCUCAAGCAAGGAGCAGUAGCAUUGUGGUUAUGUUACUGAACCAGUAAUAGAGGCCUGGACUAAUAAUGGAAAAAUAGGAGUUCAAAUCUCACUAUAGCAUAGGGGUAGUUUCAAUCCCAAUUAACAAUUAAAUGCAGAAUUUGUGGAAUUAAUUUUAGUAAUAGAACCCAUAUAACUGCCACAUUGUUUUAAAAAAAGCUGGUUUAUUAAUAUUUAUUAGGAAGGGAAAUCUACAGUCCUUGCCUAGACAAGAUAAUUCAUUGUGUGUUUGCAGUGCACUGAAAUAGACUGUCUAGCCUAUUUAAGGGUGAUAGAGAUGCACAAUAAAUUACCACCAAUGUCCAUGUCCCCAAAUAAUUUUUUAAAAUUUUAGAUCGCUGAAAAAUCAAAUUUGAAAAUUAUACUAAUUUCAACCUCCUGCAUAUCAACUCCUUUCUGACAUUUGGUCGUAACUCUGCAUUUUUCUUCUUUUGAGCCUGCCAGCUAUUAAUUACCCCUGCACACAUUCUGUCUCAGCUGAGGUGUUGGUUCAGAUCUGUCUUGAUAUAAUUCAUUAGCAGUUGUGUCCAAGGCAACUAAAGCAUGCUUUUUGAAUGCCACUUUUAACCCAAGUCCAGCUAAAAUAUUUGUGGGAUUUCUUCUUAGCCAUAAUUUCCUUAAAUCUGUUAACAGCAGCUGCUUGGAGUCACUUCUGCUUCAGUAUUCACCCAGCUCCAAACUGUAACUACCUUCUUCCAGCAAACAUGCAGAUAAAUUGAAAGCAGAGAACCCCUUAAACUUCGUCCAACUUCAAUGAUGAUGGGGACUGUUCCAUGGUGUCCUUAGGGUUUAUUGACUGCUUUUCAGCUAAUAUUGUUCCAAAUCCUGCUGAAUUGCAGGCUUUUCAGACACCACGUUUUCAUCUAAGUAAGACACCUGCUGUUUUUAUAGCCUUGUCUCUUCUAUUUUGAUUCUAUUAGACAAACAUGGAUAAUCUUCUGAAUUUGUUUUGUAUUCCAGCAUUUACUUACAAUGUCCAGCAUUUAAAUAAUCUUAUUUCCAGCUGUGAAUCUCUUAAUUAUAUGCUAAAAAUCAUGAACCAUAAAGUUCACAUUCAUGACACACUAUCUUUCCUCAAUGCCUUUGACUUCUUUAUGAAUAUCUGUGGUGCUUCAUGUAGUACAACAUUAAUUUUGUUUCAAAGCUAAUUAACUCGUGUUUUGGAAUUCCCAGAAAUUGUGAAAGGCCCUGUACAAAUGCAAAUUCCAUCUCUAGUACAAAGGUGUGAUAAAUAUAUCAAUAUCAUUUUUUCUUACAGGUUGAAUUUCAAUGUUAUGGCAUAUGGAUGUUGGCUUAUUUUUGUGAAGAGUUUCAAAAAUUAACUAGGUCAGUCUUUCAGGAUCCAUGAUUUAAAACCAGUACCUGUCCAAGAGCAGGUGACUGCAAAGCAUGCUGGAGUGUUUGAAGAUUUGUUGGAACUAUCUGGUUUUAUUACAGGAAGCUGGAAGUCUUAAGCCAUUAGUUGUAGCAUAAUCUAGGAUGGGCAAGUUUUUUUUGAAAAAAGUUCAAUUGUUUUUGGGUGCAAUUGUAAGGAGGGCUUACUAAAGUCAAGACACAAGCAUAUUCUCUCCAAAGAAAGGAGCUUGUUCAGAGCAGUAAUGGAAAAGCUUAGCUGAGAUAAUUUGUGAAACCCUCCAGACCAGGCAUACUUGGCUGAAACUAUGCAGAUUAUUUUUUUUAAAUUGUCUAUGCUUUCGGUUGUGAGAAUAACAGGAAAAAUACUUCACAACUCAGGACAGGAACUGAGAAGCAGUAAAGUCACACCUGCAGAUUGGACAGGGAAGGACCAAAUCUUUGAAUUUUGAUUAACUGUACAUUGAUGGUGUUUAUCAGUUGAUGGGAUUUUUCUUUACAUUCAAUAGGCAAUGUAAAUGCAAUGUAUUUUAUUUCAAAUUAAAUGGAAUAUAAAAGUAGGGAGGUUUUGCUCAAAUAAGGCAGCAGACCACAGCUGGAAUACAGUAAACCAUUUUGGUCCUCUUACUUAGGGAAAGGUAUACUGGCAUUGGAAGCAGUCCAGAGAAGGUUCACUGGACUGAUAAAAGUUAUGACAGGAGGCUGCGCCUCUAUUGAUUGGAAUUUAGAAGAAAGGCAACUUUAUUGAAACAUACAAGAUUCUUAGGGGAAUUGACAGGGUAAAUGUGGGAGAUUCUAGGACAAGAGGGGGUUGCAGAAGAAGGGGUUGCACAUAUGACAGAUGAGAAAGAAUUUCUUCUGAGGUUUGUGAAUUUGUAGAAUUAUUUACUGCAAAGAUCAUUAAGUAUAUCAAGACUGACAUAGUCAGAUUUUGAAUUAGUGAAGGAAUCAAGCAUUAUGUGGAAUAGGCAGGAAAAUGGAGCUGACGAUAAUCAGAUCAGUCAUGAUCUCAUUGAAUAGCAGAACAGACUUGAUCGGUUGAAAUUGCCUACUGCUGUACAUCUUUUGCCUUAUUGUUUUUGCCAUGUGUUUCAAAGUCUUUCAAACUGUUAUAAUCAGAGUUUGGUUGGUUUUCUUUUACUUCAUACAUGUAAUCAUUUCUGCUUUAUUGUUCAAUUUAAAUCUGCAGUGUUGUGUACUUCUUUGAGUGAGAGAUGAUCACAUUAAAAGAACUACGAUCUAUCUGG
This is a messenger RNA of Chiloscyllium plagiosum (whitespotted bambooshark), 3654 nucleotides long. It is a transcript of the gene ndufaf8, whose product is annotated as NADH:ubiquinone oxidoreductase complex assembly factor 8. Gene Ontology annotation, biological process: mitochondrial respiratory chain complex I assembly. Gene Ontology annotation, cellular component: mitochondrion. Lineage: Eukaryota; Metazoa; Chordata; Chondrichthyes; Orectolobiformes; Hemiscylliidae. The record is from RefSeq and is a predicted model, not a curated record.